AUGCUUGUUCGCGAGCAUGGUCAUCGCCCGAUUCGACCCCGAGACUAUGAGGAGGCCUUGCAGAAUUUCAUUCAACAAGCCAUUGAGGCCUAUCAAUCGAAUCAGCUUUUUGGAUCGGCUGAAGAGAAGAGCAAACAUUUUGAUGACUUCCGAAAGCUGCUUGAGGAAAGAUGCCAGGAAAAGAUCUCGAGCAACAAGGAUCGUUAUAGGGACAUUCAAAUGGCCGAAGCGGUCAAUGGAGCUUACGAAGUGUACGAGAAAGGAAUGAGGCCUGAUUUUGUCGAGAGUUUGGAGAAGAACAAGAAAGCUGAGUUUGUGAGAGACCGCCACAAGAAAGCUUUCCCCGAAGCGAUGACGCAUUUUGAAAAUGUUGUCCAAGACUUUCUUGAUGAGCCCGAUCUGAUCGAGUACAAGCGCAACUUGCUCAACGAGAUGAUUCAGGCUCGAUAUGAGGACUUACAACAAGACAACGCCAUUCAGCACCUUCACCAACAGGCUGAAUUCGUUGCCGAUGUGGCGAUCGCUUUGCCCAAGAUCUCGCCCGAUAUGGUCGAGCAUCUGUUAGACAACUACAGGGACAGUCAAUUGGCACAAUUCAAGAAAUGCGAGGACAGCUUCGAGAUGGAGGUUCGCCACAAUUUGAAAGUCGGCGCGCUCAACAAACAAAUGGAGGAUCUCCAUUUUAAACAAGCUGAAGACAAGAAAAGAUUGGAAUCGCUUGAAGAGGAAACGAAUACUCAAAUCGGAGAGAUGAACGAGCAAUUGGUGGAAGAGCGUCGACUCCGUGUCGAGGCCGAGAGUGGCGGCUCAAACAUGCAGGGAUUAUUGGCGAUGAUGAAAGCGAUGAACGAGAAUUCACAAGCCCAAAUGGAGCAAAUGCGGCAUGAAAGGGCCGAGCGAAUCGCUCGCGAGGAAAGAGAUCGCCAAGAAAGGGAGAGACGAUACGAAAUAGACAUGGAAAUGAUGAGAAUGGAACAACAAGAGCGCGCUCGUCGCGACGAAGUUCGAGACCAGGAGAGACGCGAUGACACGAGGAUGCAACAAGAGGCGAUGGAACGCCAGCGACAGGCGCACGAGGCCGAAAUGGCCGAGAUCCGUAACCGACCUCCGCCACCACCACCCAAGCUUUGCUCAAUUAUGGAUCACGGGAAAGAGCUCGACUACCAGGUAGUUCAACGGCAAUUCGCACAUCAACAAUGGCAGGACUUCGAAAAAGUCACCAAUUUGAAUCGUGCCACUUUGGAGAUUCUGAUCGAGAACUCGAACUCGAGACGAACGUUUUUCCUUCAAACUUUGGUGAAAAAUGGUUACGAUCAAGAAUUGAAGAAUGUGCUCAAUUGGAGUCUCGCAAAAGAGUGGAUGAUGUUCUUCGAGAAAGUGCCGAGGAACGAUUUGUGUUUCGAGGAGAUGCAAGAUUUCGCCUACAAAGUCGCCCAUCGGUUGUCGAUUCAAUUCCCUCCGUCAUUGAUGCAAUAUUUGGAUGAGAAUUUUCAAAGAUCUGUGCGUCAUCAUCAGAAUGUCUCCUUUCAACAUGGCCCACUUGGGCAUCAAGGUCAAAACCCAGCUCAACAUCAGCAUCAGAAAUCCACUUAUGUU
Messenger RNA from Mesorhabditis belari, 1596 nucleotides. The record is from the annotation of a GenBank genome assembly. NCBI's taxonomy places the organism in Eukaryota, Metazoa, Nematoda, Chromadorea, Rhabditida, Rhabditidae.